Molecule: messenger RNA, 630 nt
Organism: Rotaria socialis
Lineage: Eukaryota; Metazoa; Rotifera; Eurotatoria; Philodinida; Philodinidae
Source: the annotation of a GenBank genome assembly
AUGGAAUUUCGAGCUCUUCUUAUAGAAAUAUUCAAUCAACUGUCGGAUAAUGAUCGCCAAUCGCUUUAUUUUGUAGUCGGCAGUAGAGUUCCACGAAAAGCUCGAGAUGAUUGUACGCCUUGCGGUAGUUUACGUUUACAUGAUUUUCUUUUCGAUCAAACUUUAAUCACUGAACAAAAUUAUGAUUAUUUCAUUCAUGUAUUCGAACGCAUCAAGUGCUAUGAGGUUGCAAAACGACUUCGACGUGAUCAUCCAGAACGAUUUUCACACGUCUCUGAAGAAGAACAACCAUCAACUGAAUUAGAAAAUUCGAUUUUACAACCUAAUAAUAAUAUUUUUUCGAAGAGAGAUAUCAGUUUGAUGAUCGUGAAAGAGAACAAUCAUCUUCGACUAUUACAAAGGUCACGUCAUGCUCGUACGUCUCAAAGUGAAGAACUAUCUAUUUGCCAGUCUGAGUUUUCAAAUGUUUUUCUGUUGGAUUCAAAUGAAGAGAUUAGUAAAAUAAAUCUAUAUCAAGAUUUACAUGAGGCACACUCAAGUAUAACCGGUAUACAAUUUUAUAUGGCUAACGGAAGAAAAACUGAUGUAUUUGGUUCCAAUGAUGGACAUUUUUUUGACGGAAUCAUUUGA